Messenger RNA from Drosophila takahashii, 1611 nucleotides. Its product is annotated as prolyl 4-hydroxylase subunit alpha-1. Gene Ontology annotation, molecular function: procollagen-proline 4-dioxygenase activity; protein binding; iron ion binding. Gene Ontology annotation, cellular component: endoplasmic reticulum. Gene Ontology annotation, biological process: peptidyl-proline hydroxylation to 4-hydroxy-L-proline. The record is from RefSeq and is a predicted model, not a curated record. NCBI's taxonomy places the organism in Eukaryota, Metazoa, Arthropoda, Insecta, Diptera, Drosophilidae.
AUGAAUUUUAUCAUAUUGGCAAUCUUUGCGAUUAUCCUUGGCCCAAACUGGAUAGCAGAGGGCUAUAUGAAACGUAAAAACUACGUAACCUCAGCGGAGGAGAAAAUGAACUUGCUGGAUAAAGAUAAGGAGCUCAUUAUCCUACUCAAUAGUUAUGCGGUUGAACUGGAGAACAAGAUCAACGAGCUAAAAGGGAUAGCGGAAGAGUUGAAAAAGCCUUUAAAGGAAGCUCAAGGCAGGGAAGAAGAGUAUCUGUCCCAUCCUUUAAACAGAUUAUCCCUCAUCCUUCAAAUGCACGAGGAUUGGGAGCCGCUGGUGAAGUUAAUGCAGCAGCCAGUGGGUCAAUGGCCAAUUGGUUCAAUUGAGAAGCUGCGAGGGGAACUUCCUAUGCAAGAUGAUGUCAAUGAGGCAAAUCAUGCCAUGUUUCGCAUAAUUCAAGCUUAUGGUUUGGAGCCCAAGGAUGUGGCCAGAGGAUUGUUGGAUGGCGUGCAAUACAGUGGCGGCCUAUCUGCUAAAGAUUGCUAUGCCAUGGGAAAGUUCUCCUUCAAAGCGGGUUAUUACCAAAUAGCCUCCAAAUGGCUGAGCACAGCAAAGGAUUUGUUAAUAAAACAGCCACGUAAAUACCAUGAGAUGAUCGGGGUCACAAAAAUGGAUAUUACCCUGCUACUUGCUCGUUCUCUGGUUGCCAAUGAGAAUAUAUCUAUCGCACGGGACAUCCUGAUGAAAGAUCCCAUGUUCAAUAAAACUAGUAAAACACUAUCUAUGCACUUUAUUAAAAAUCCACCGAAGCCAACUAUCAACUUGGAGACCUGGGAAUCCGGAGGAUCCUUCUCUGAUCUCUGUCGCUCUGCAAGCAGAAAACACUCCGUAGUAACCAACUCCACGAGACUUCACUGUCGGUAUAAUUCCACAACUUCGCCGUUCAUAAAACUAGCCCCCUUUCGAAUGGAGGUACUUUCGCUAGAUCCCUAUAUAAUGCUCUAUCAUAAUGUUCUAAGCGAUUUCGAGAUCGAGAAGUUGGAGCAGAUGAGUGAACCAUUUUUAGAGCGAACGACAGUAUUUCGUGCGGAAAACGGAACCGAACAGGUUGCCCCCAGUCGUUCCGCAGAUGGAGUUUGGUUACCUCAUCGGCAAACGAAACCCGAUGAUCUCAAGGUUCUAAACCGCAUAGAACGGAGAAUUGCUGAUAUAACGGGUUUAAAUUUGCACACUGGAAGACAAAUGCAGUUUAUGAAAUACGGUUUCGGAGGACACUUUGUGCCGCACCACGACUAUUUCGAUUCGAAAAGCAGUUUUUUAGAGGAGGCUGGGGAUCGUAUUGCCACUGUUCUGUUUUAUCUUAAUAAUGCGGAUCACGGCGGAGCCACUGUUUUUCCCCAAUUAAAUUUAGCUGUGCCAACUCAAAAAGGAUCGGCUUUAUUUUGGCACAACCUUAAAGGGGAGUCCUAUGAUUAUGAUAUAAAAACCUUUCAUGGCGCCUGUCCUCUGAUAUCUGGCAAUAAGUUGGUAAUGACAAGAUGGAUUCACGAGUUGGAUCAGAUGUUCCUUCUGCCCACUGUACAUCCACCUCGCAAUUGUAGCUUCAGCAGAACGCUUUCUAAAAUAACUUAA